AAUUCGGAUGUGUCUCACUCUGCACGGAAGUGGAUGAAAAGCCGAGGGUGUUUAUACACACCCGGAAGUGGGUCCACUGUCUAGCGCUGUCUAAGAGGGUGGAUUAGUUACUAAGUUGGCAUAGUGAGCUGGUAUUCACGAGCCACCCGGUGAGGGGCUGAGCAGAGAUGGCUGCCAACGGGACAACUUUACAGAAAGCCAUAGAUCUGGCCAGCAAAGCGUCUCAGGAAGACAAAGCAGGAAACUAUGACGAAGCUCUUCGAUUAUAUCAAGCUGCUGUCCAGUAUUUUCUUCACGUGGUGAAAUAUGAUGCACAAGGUGAAAAGGCAAAACAGAGCAUCAGGUCAAAGUGCAUAGAGUAUCUAGACCGAGCGGAGCAGCUGAAAGCGUACCUGAAGAAAGCUGAAAAGGCCCCUCCAAAACCAGUCAAGGAAGGAGCGCCUCGGGCUGCUGAAGAUAAAGGAAAUGAAAGUGAUGAUGGAGAUUCCGAGGACCCAGAGAAAAAGAAAAUGCAGAGCCAGCUCCAAGGUGCCAUUGUCAUGGAAAAACCAAACAUCAAGUGGAAUGAUGUUGCAGGAUUGGAAGGCGCUAAAGAAGCACUAAAAGAAGCUGUCAUUUUACCAAUAAAAUUCCCUCAUCUGUUUACAGGCAAGAGAACUCCCUGGAGAGGAAUACUUCUUUUUGGACCACCAGGGACAGGGAAGUCCUACCUGGCUAAAGCUGUGGCUACAGAGGCAAACAAUUCCACAUUCUUUUCAAUAUCUUCUUCUGACCUGGUUUCCAAAUGGUUGGGAGAAAGUGAAAAGUUGGUGAAGAAUUUAUUUCAGCUUGCCAGGGAGCACAAGCCGUCAAUCAUCUUCAUUGAUGAGGUUGAUUCGCUGUGUGGCUCAAGAAGUGAGAAUGAAAGUGAAGCUGCCAGGAGGAUCAAAACUGAAUUCUUGGUCCAAAUGCAAGGUGUUGGAAUUGACAAUGAAGGUAUUUUAGUACUUGGAGCCACAAAUAUACCUUGGGUGCUGGAUUCCGCAAUUAGGAGACGAUUUGAAAAGCGAAUUUACAUUCCAUUACCAGAAGAACAUGCCCGGACGGAUAUGUUUAAACUCCAUCUGGGAACGACUCCACACAGUCUUACAGAUGCUGACUUUCGGGAGCUUGGGAAAAAAACUAAUGGAUAUUCUGGUGCAGACGUCAGCAUUAUUGUACGUGAUGCCUUAAUGCAACCAGUCAGAAAAGUUCAGUCGGCUACUCACUUUAAAAAGGUAAAUGGUAAAUCUCCACUUGAUCCUAAUGUAAUUUGUAAUGAUUUACUUACUCCAUGUUCUCCUGGAGAUCCUAACGCUGUUCCAAUGACGUGGAUUGAUGUUCCUGGAAAUAAGUUAUUGGAGCCGAUUGUGUGCAUGUCUGACAUGCUGAGGUCACUAGCGAACACCAAGCCUACUGUAAACGACCAGGAUCUGGAGAAAUUAAAGAAAUUCACAGAUGACUUUGGACAGGAAGGUUAAACAGAGUUAAAGGAGUUCCUGCAAGGUUGCCUUUGAUAGCUUUUCCUCUUAAUAGGUGUUCUUACUUUCCAUGGCACUACACAAUGAACUGCCAGUAAAACUGAUCUUACAAGUGAUACCUUCUAUCAGCUGUCUUCUUGUAUCCUCCCAAAACAUAAGACUUCUUUCUAUGUGUAGCCCUCAGACAAUAAGUCCUUUAAUCAGACCUUAAGGCAUUCCACAGCAUGCCCAGCUUUGUGUAACUGGAAGGUGUGAUACUGUACAUGGACCCUUGUCCGUUCAGAUGGAGAAGAAAGUUGGCGCCGUUGAUUUGCAGUAAAUCACGGACCGAAUAAAUUUUGUGCAAUCAGUCCUUUUAUUCAUGUAACAUUUGUUGGUGGUUAACUUCAAUAUUUAAAUAUAUUGGCUUAAAAUGUUGAUAUAUUUUCUAAGAUUAUCAAAU
Molecule: messenger RNA, 1941 nt
Organism: Bufo bufo (common toad)
Lineage: Eukaryota; Metazoa; Chordata; Amphibia; Anura; Bufonidae
Gene: VPS4B
Product: vacuolar protein sorting 4 homolog B
Exons: 11
Coding region: 168-1499 (443 amino acids)
Biological process (GO): vacuole organization; endosomal transport
Molecular function (GO): ATP hydrolysis activity; ATP binding
Source: RefSeq, a predicted model, not a curated record